Messenger RNA from Cololabis saira (Pacific saury), 1686 nucleotides. It is a transcript of the gene hspb8, whose product is annotated as heat shock protein b8. Gene Ontology annotation, molecular function: protein homodimerization activity. The transcript has 3 exons. Lineage: Eukaryota; Metazoa; Chordata; Actinopteri; Beloniformes; Belonidae. Gene Ontology annotation, biological process: cellular response to unfolded protein. The record is from RefSeq and is a predicted model, not a curated record. Bases 346 to 1023 code for a protein of 225 amino acids. Gene Ontology annotation, cellular component: protein folding chaperone complex; cytoplasm; nucleus.
ACUAGUCCUGAAACUGGUAUUUUUUGCAGUGUGACGGCUCUCUCGGUCCUCCCAGCACUUUCCCGUCAGUUACAGCUACGAGGUAGUUCAGUAUAAAAACAGCUGCCAGGGAAAAUAAGUUCAAAUCACAGAAGUUUUAGAUUCUCGAAGUUUACUUUAGAGUUUUCUUGAAAGGAUCAACAGACCUCACUGCGUAACGGUGAUGCGCCUCAUCCAAAAACUUUACCACACUUAGUGUAGUCUAAGAUUCUUUUUUUUCUGUUUGUCUGUUGUUGUUUUUUAAUCAUAAUUUGUAUUUUUUGAGGAUCAACACAUUUUUGCAUAUCUCGUUUAACAUUUGUGGAGAUGGCAGAGGGAGACUUUUACACGAUGGGGAACCGGCAGCGGUUUCCUCGAGAUCCGUUUGGAGAGUCGCCGUUCAGGGACCAGUCUCCCUUCAGGGAGCAGCUGUCGUCCCGGUUUAUGGAGGACGACUUCGGGAUGCCGCCUUUCCCCGACGAUCUGGGGAUGGACUGGCCCGGGUGGGCUCGGCCGGGCCGGCUGAGCACGCGUCUCAGCACGUCGCCCUUCGGCGGCGGCGGCGGCUUGCGCCCCGGCUUCGCCCCCACGGGGCGUCAGUCCGCCGGAGGCCCCGCGCUGUACAGCAGCAGGUUCGGGGAGCCCGGCUCCCGCAGCCCGCCCACCAGCACCGGGGGCGAGCCCUGGAAGGUGUGCGUGAACGUCCACAGCUUCAAACCGGAGGAGCUGAACGUAAAGACGAGGGACGGAUUUGUGGAGGUGUCGGGAAAGCACGAAGAGAAACAGGAGGAAGGAGGCAUUGUGACGAAGAAUUUCACAAAGAAGAUUCAGAUCCCCACGGACGUGGAUGCCCUGACGGUCUUCGCCUCCUUGUCCCCCGAGGGUGUCCUCAUCAUCGAGGCCAGACAGACGCCGCCGUACUGCCUCGUUAGCGGCGAAGGCUCUCAGGGAGGCGAAAUGCAGGAGCUGGAGCUUCCUAAACCGCAAGAGGCCGCCGCCGUCUAAACCAACAUCUCCCGCCGAACGCAUCAACCGGAAAAAUCAGUUAUGAAUUUGAUGUCGAAUGUUGUUUGAGACCUGAGAUUAAUCUGUAAAAUGCACCACGUCACGAGAGGGAAGUUCUGUUGAUGUCCAUAUUUUUUUUUUUUUUAUACAGAAAAGCCUCGUCCUCCCACGAACAGAUGCACCAGUUCACUAAAUUGUAUUUCACUAUUUCACCUAAAUAUUCUGAAUUAUUUGACAUUUUUGUCAAUAAAACUUGUAAAAGGCAUUAUCACAGUUUUCCCAGAAUCCACGGCGUGGCUUGGUUGGGUUGUUGUAUUGGUAUGUUUUGCUUCAUUGGAAUAAAAAUGCUAAAAUAAAGUCAUACGCUUUCAAAAGGGACACGAGAACCUGAUGGUUUUAGGUAUGAAGUUUCACUAUGGUACUAAUCACCGUUCUGAAUAGUUGCUGUCUUACACUGAGUUCUCUUUUAAGUUAUAUUGUAAUAUUCUGUGUGAAUCAGCUUAAUCAGGACUCUUACUUCACUACUUGUCUAUCUUCCCAAAGUGUCUCUUACUAUUAUAGUCUAUUACUAGUUUACUUUAGUUUUUGUAAGUGUAAAAUGAUAUGACUAUAAUGAUGGCACUGACUUUCUUUCAUAAUAAAGAUUUUUUUUUUAAAUUUAAA